This is a messenger RNA of Setaria italica (foxtail millet), 685 nucleotides long. RefSeq names its product gibberellin-regulated protein 5. The transcript is spliced from 4 exons. The coding region runs from base 84 to 446 and encodes 120 amino acids. The record is from RefSeq and is a predicted model, not a curated record. Lineage: Eukaryota; Viridiplantae; Streptophyta; Magnoliopsida; Poales; Poaceae.
UCCCUUGUUCCUUCAUCUCGAUCGCUCAGGAUCCGUCCGUCCAGUCCAGUGUCCAGUCCAUCCAGUAGGCUCUCAGGAUCGACAUGGCCAAGGCCAAGGCACCGGCGUUGCUCAUCUGCUUCCUCUUCCUGAUCGCCCUCGCCUCCGCCGCCGAGAUCAUCGGCAGUAAUGGUGUCGCUGGUGAAGACCUGAACAGCAAAGGUGACGACGUCGACAACCACAAGGGCAACAACAAGGAUGGCAAGGGCAAUCUCAAGCCUUCUCAGUGCGGUGGGGAGUGCAGGCGGAGAUGCUCCAAGACGCACCACAAGAAGCCGUGCCUCUUCUUCUGCAACAAGUGCUGCGCCAAGUGCCUCUGCGUGCCCCCCGGCACCUACGGCAACAAGGACACCUGCCCCUGCUACAACAACUGGAAGACCAAGAGAGGAGGCACCAAGUGCCCUUAAACCUAGCUUAGAUAUAGCUGGUGCUGCAGGAUGGAAUUCUUCCCUCUUUCCGGGCCUGCCUCUUCUAGUCUAGGAAUAAAAAAAACUUUUUUGUUAGUUAGUGUGGGAGGAUUCCCAUGAUUGUUCCAACUAGUGAGAUCGAAACCAAGAACCAAGGGCUCUUCCACAUUUAUGUUCUAUGCUUAGAAUAAAUCAUAAAACUGAAAUCCGUAACUAGUUCCUUGUUUAUACUCUUAGAA